Messenger RNA from Electrophorus electricus (electric eel), 1511 nucleotides. RefSeq names its product MINDY family member 4B (gene mindy4b). Gene Ontology annotation, biological process: protein K48-linked deubiquitination. Gene Ontology annotation, molecular function: cysteine-type deubiquitinase activity; K48-linked deubiquitinase activity. The record is from RefSeq and is a predicted model, not a curated record. Lineage: Eukaryota; Metazoa; Chordata; Actinopteri; Gymnotiformes; Gymnotidae.
AUGGUGGACUAUAAGCAGGUGCUAGCGAGCACAACACUGCAACCUUCAAGGCUCGAUUACAUAGAGCUGCUUCAGCAGGACGUUAAGCAGAUACAGGAUAGAUCUUUUGAAGGGGUUCAAGCUUUGGAAGACUCGGAGGAUGCCUCUAGAACUCCCUCAGCCCAGAUACCCCAAAGCUACGCCCAUCAGUUGAUGCUUCCCUACAGUGUCCCCUGCACUCUCUCCAUCUCGCCUAGUUUGGGUGGUUACCCAGUGUUGCCUGAACUUGCAAUGAGUCUGAGAAAGAUAUUGUUUGGAAACACAUUCUACAUCUUCAGCUAUGAAUGGAAGAAAUCAUUCUUUAAGUUUAGGAAGCCCUGCUCAGCCCUGUCCUAUGCUCUGGAGGCAGAAAAGGGUGGACCCCGUGCUAUUCAAAUGGCUGUCCAGGCCCAUAUUAUUAAGCACCUGCUUUUUACCCAGUCAGCAGACCCAGAACGCUGCAACAUGGAGGCUUUGGGGAAGGUGAGUGAGAGAGAACAGGAAAAUGCUCUAGCUACUGCACUAGCUGACAUAUUAUGGAAAGCUGGUGAGAACUGUACUGCCACUGUUGCCUUGGUUACAUCAGAGCACUGUUUUACACCCUGUCUAGACUACAAACCGGACAACUUCACAGAAAGGUUGCAACUUUUUAUCUUCAAAAAGAAAGAAAAAAUGAAGAUAUUCAUUGGUGAACAUAUUCAAUGUUUCAAUGAGGAGGGAAGCCAUGGGGUCAUCCUUUUUCUGUAUAGCCUAAUCUUCUCCAGGUCCAUGGCUCGGUUACAAGAAGACUUGGAUCUCACCACUACUCAUCUCUUAUACUUCAGUGUGGGGAACUUUGUUUGUCACCAGGCUCUUCUAAACCUGUUGUUGACGGGCCGUGCCAGUCCUAAUGUCUUCAAUGGAAGACAGUUGCAUGAUGAGCAUGGUACCUCACUGGUGCAUCCUCUCAAUGGUGUUCUGACCCGCGGUGACGUGGGGUACCUAUACUGGAGCCGAGAGCAGACAGAACACGCUGCAGAGACUGUGGUUGGAAGUAUGCUAAAGACCCCAAAACUACCUAUUUGGGUUUGCAACAUCAAUGGCACUUACAGUGUUCUGUUCAGUACUAAACGAUCUUUGCUGUCCGACUGGAAGAUGGAACAUCACUUUCACCUCUGCUUCUAUAAUGGCCAACCAAGUCAAGGCAAUACUACAGUGCUUACCAUAGAUACACAUUCCCAUCACUGGGAGGCCAGAAGGGGUGAUCAUGGAGACCCAGAGAGGAGGUUCCCCUCAGUGGAGAUGACCAUCCGGACAAAGUGGGAGGGAGCUGCAGUUGAUUGGAAUGGGACAGUGCCAUUUUUCUGAGGAACUCUGAACCGUUCAGAUGUCUUGUAAGAGCAUGCGCUUAAUCAGUUAAUAGCUUUUUAUACAACACUAAAAGCUACUUUUUGAUCUGUUAUGAAAAAUGCAUUACAUUUCUAGAUUACUUUUUUUUUUUUUUGCAUCACUGA